Molecule: messenger RNA, 1194 nt
Organism: Zingiber officinale
Lineage: Eukaryota; Viridiplantae; Streptophyta; Magnoliopsida; Zingiberales; Zingiberaceae
Product: probable BRI1 kinase inhibitor 1
Exons: 1
Coding region: 134-1096 (320 amino acids)
Cellular component (GO): plasma membrane
Molecular function (GO): kinase inhibitor activity
Source: RefSeq, a predicted model, not a curated record
AAUGAAUGCAAAAACUUGGAUCAUUAUAUUCGAUGAAACCCCGAAAAAUAGUGUAAUAGUUUUCCUAAUUCGUAUAUAAUUCCAAGCGCCGUUUGAUUUGGAGUACGAACACACACACACAAGAAGCAGAGCCAUGGAGGAAAUCGCUCCAGUUAAUAGUCCUACGACUACUGAUACGCUGCUUCUUCCCCCGCCGCCGCCGCCGCCGCCGCCUUCUUCCUCUGAAACAUCUCCUUCUCAUGAAUUCUCCUUCACCAUAACCUUCCAUUCUCCUCCCGCCACCUCGCCGCCGCUUGCUCCUCCUUCUUCUGAUACUUGCGCUACGACUACUUCGGCGACCGCUAUUGCUUCCUCAGCAGCCGACGAUGAUAUCUUCCUGGGUUGUCAACUCCUCCCGCUCCACCACCUCCUGCCGCCUCCCAGUCCUCCCCGGCCGUCCGACAUCACCUUCGAACACUUCGCCCUCGCCUCCCUCGACCGCGGCGACGAUGCCAUUAACAAAACCCCGAAUCGCCGCGACGAGGUCAGAGGCAAAGCCAGGAGCUUGCUGUCUUCCUUCUUCGGCCUCGCGAACUCGCGGAAAAAGGCGAGCGAAGGGAAAGUUUGCGAGGCGAAGGCGGAGGCGGAGAACGGGAAGAAGAAGAGCAGAGGGCUGGGAGGCGUCAGCCGACUCCUGAAGAAGUACUACGCGAGCGUGAAGGAGCCGCUGCAGUUCUUCAGAGGGGACAAGGAGAAGGAGAAGGAGAAGGAGAGGGGGAGAGAGAAGAAAGAGGAGGUCCUCCGGUGGAGGGGAUUUCGGCGGCGUCCGUGCUCGUUCUCCGGCGAUGCUGGUUGCCGGGAGCAGGGGAAGAGGGGAAAGCAGCACAGGCGGAAAACAGAGCAGGUGCUGUCGGCGCCGAACUCGGCGAGGACGUCGCGGGCCAACAGCGGGGCGCUGGCGGCGGCGCCGUCGUCGGCGUUCUCCUCGUCAGACGGGAGCACGAUGGAGGAGCUGCAGAGCGCGAUCCAGGCGGCGAUCGCGCACUGCAAGAGCUCCCUUGCCAACUCCAAGCAGCAGCAGCAGGGGAAUGGGAAUUUGGCAAUGGUCAGAGGAUGACAUCACUACAAAAAUGGAUUUUUUUUUUUAAAUUUUAUUUUUGCGUUUAUUGUUAAAAUAUUAAAAUUAUUGAGAGAUAUUGUUGACUCAUAUUCUAU